AUGAGAAUGCAACGAUGGGCUACAAAGCUGUCUGCUUACUCCUAUGAUAUACAGUACCGAGCUUCGAACGAACAUUCCAAUGCGGAUGGGUUGUCACGACUUCCUCAACCCAACAAGUCAUCAGGGCGCACUGUCGAUUUCGCAGAUGUGUAUCAAAUGGAACAAUUGGAGCCACUGCCCGUCACGGCGGAAGACAUUCGGCAACACACGCUCUCAGAUCCAUUCCUACAGAGUAUCUACAGCCACAUCUCACACGGUUUACCGCGCAAAGUGGACGACAGCAUAAAGCCAUAUAUGAUUUGCGCUCCUGAACUCUCAUUAACAGAUGGUUGCAUAAUGCGCGGCCAACGUGUCGUAGUCCCCGCAGCCCUCAGACAGCAAGUCCUCAAGGAACUUCAUGAAGGGCAUCUAGGAAUCGUACGUAUGAAAGAAAUAGCACGGAGCCACAUAUGGUGGCCCGGGAUCGAUAAGGACAUCGAGAGUCUGGCCAAGAGCUGUGAGCCCUGUAACACCACACGCAAUGCGCCCCCGGUUCAGUAUCACCCAUGGAUCUACCCUCAAGCACCGUGGGAGAGAGUACAUAUUGACUUUGCAGGACCAAUUGAUAACAUGAACUUUCUAGUAAUCACAGACGCAUACUCGAAAUGGAUCGAGAUUACACCCAUGCGCACAAUUACCACAGCUGCGACAAUCAACGUGCUCCGUGAUCAUUUCGCACGAUUUGGUCUGCCAGUUCAUUUGGUGAGUGAUAAKGGUCCUYAGCUGACCUCGGCAGAAUUCUCGAAUUUCRCCCAACGCAAUGGCAUAAGACACACUACUACAGCGCCCUAUCACCCAAGGAGCAAUGGACAAGCGGAAAGGUCCGUGGAAACUUUCAAGCUGGCGUACAAAACGGGACAAGGACCACCUUCCCAACGUAUAGCUAACUUCCUUCUGCAAUACCGUAAUACAUCGCAUUCAACUACCCAUCAGUCUCCGGCCAAGCUGAUGUUCGGCAGAAAUCUGCGCACUAGGAUGGAUUUGCUCUUGCCAUACAAUCCAAGACCCCAACACCCGAUGCCCACUGUCUUCGAGCCAUCUCGCUCYUUCCAAGAAAAGCAAAUGGUAUGGUACAGAGAUUUUACCWCAUCRGCAAAUAAAUGGGCUAAAGGCCAAGUGAUCUCCAGACUCGGCGGCGCAAUGUAUAAGGUACAACCGGACUCUCAUCCAACCCAGACAGUACGACGUCAUAUAGAUCAAUUAACGCCUUGCACCACGAAUUUACAAGAGACCGGAAGGUCUGCCGAAGAUUCAWCCCCCAUUCAACGUCCCUCAGACAUUCCCAGUCAAAGAGAGGAAGAGAUGCGUUUGCAAGACUACCAGCUACCUAAAACACCACCUGGAUCCAUGUUCUCUACUGAGGUUACACAGAGAAACAGUCCGUCAACAGAACCACGUCUACCUARCCAUGAAGCAGACCCGCCAGAAAUGUUACGAAGAUCGGAAAGGACAACCAAGGGUGUACCACCUGAUAGACUCAGUCUAUAA
Molecule: messenger RNA, 1527 nt
Organism: Exaiptasia diaphana
Lineage: Eukaryota; Metazoa; Cnidaria; Anthozoa; Actiniaria; Aiptasiidae
Exons: 1
Coding region: 1-1527 (508 amino acids)
Biological process (GO): DNA integration
Molecular function (GO): nucleic acid binding
Source: RefSeq, a predicted model, not a curated record